Bathycoccus prasinos is the source of this 912-nucleotide messenger RNA. RefSeq lists its product with no specific name. The record is from RefSeq and is a predicted model, not a curated record. Gene Ontology annotation, cellular component: membrane. Gene Ontology annotation, biological process: mitochondrial electron transport, ubiquinol to cytochrome c. NCBI's taxonomy places the organism in Eukaryota, Viridiplantae, Chlorophyta, Mamiellophyceae, Mamiellales, Bathycoccaceae. The transcript has 2 exons. Bases 1 to 912 code for a protein of 303 amino acids. Gene Ontology annotation, molecular function: 2 iron, 2 sulfur cluster binding; quinol-cytochrome-c reductase activity.
AUGUCGAGAAAACACGUCGCGUCGGUUCUUCACCGCGCUUUACUCGCCGCGCGUUCGCACUCGUCCUCGUCGACCGCCCAAAAAGCGGCGAUGACACACGGCGGUAUUUUGAACAACAACAGCACCGUUGCGAAAAAUGAUGAGCGAGAACAGCAAAAUGUGGGGAGGAGAGGUACGAAAUUAAGGCAGAAUGUGUUACAUUCGAAAGGAAAAGAUAUCGAUGGACGUUUUCGUUGGGUUGGAUCUGGGAUAGGCUACGCGUCCGAUGCCGCGGUAUCCACCUCUGGAAGCAACGGAAACGGUUCCAUGGUCCCGGUGAACUCUGGCGCCAUCUUGAACGCGUUGAAAACGCCAAACAGCGAACCAAACUACGCGCAGGAAAACCAUCGCGUGGAUAAAAUCGGAGACCCGGACAAGAGAGCGUUCACGUACUUCGUCUUGACUGGCGGUCGCAUGAUUUACGCCUCGGCGAUUCGCUUAGCGGUGUUGAAGUUUUUAAUGUCCAUGUCUGCCACCGCGGAUGUGCUCGCUUUGGCGUCUUUAGAAGUGGACUUGAGCAAAAUACAACGGGGGACGACGACGACGGUGAAGUGGAGAGGGAAGCCGGUGUUUAUUCGAAGACGAACGGCGGAUGAGAUCGCGAAGGAGAACGCGGUGGAUUUGGGAGAAUUGAGAGAUAAGCAAGCGGAUGCGGAUAGAACGCAGAACCCGGAGUGGUUGGUUGUGGUUGGGGUGUGCACGCAUCUUGGGUGCGUGCCGAUUGCCAACGCCGGCGAUUACAACGGUUGGUUUUGCCCGUGCCACGGGAGUCACUACGACGCGAGCGGGAGAAUUCGUAAAGGACCGGCGCCGGAGAAUUUAGAAGUUCCGGAAUAUUCGUUCCAAGACGAGACGACGAUGAUCGUCGGUUAA